Aspergillus wentii DTO 134E9 is the source of this 1414-nucleotide messenger RNA. Its product is annotated as thioredoxin domain-containing protein. The record is from RefSeq and is a predicted model, not a curated record. Gene Ontology annotation, cellular component: cytoplasm. The transcript has a single exon. Bases 336 to 1049 code for a protein of 237 amino acids. NCBI's taxonomy places the organism in Eukaryota, Fungi, Ascomycota, Eurotiomycetes, Eurotiales, Aspergillaceae.
AAAAAAAAAAAAAAAAAAAGACUAUGGUACAUACGCAGGGUCUAAAAAUAUAUCUGUGAAUUAUUCGUUAAAUGUUGAAUGGCAGAUAUGAAUAUCCAUCUCCUUCCUGUACACUACUUCCCGAGCGCACGAGGAACAGUAACUACUAUCAUCCAUCAUUAUUGAAUAUUGACCCUCUACUCCACACAUUCAACCCUCCCCUACCUAUUCAAUUUCCCGGCCUAUUAUUAUUUUUUAUAAAAGGCACCAUUAUACCAAUCUAGUUGUCUUGAAUCUCCCCUUUAUCCAACCGUGUGGAAGUCUACAGAAAUUCUUCUCUCCAUAAAAAAGAUACUAUGAAUCGUGACCACGAGCACAGAAAUCGCACUCGAGAUCAAGAUGACGACUCAGACUCGGAUGCUCUCUUCGAAGCCCUCGAAAAUGAAGACGACUCGGCAUACCGUGCCCAACGCAUCGAGCAACUCAACGCCGAAUUCUCCUCCGCAAAAACAAACCGUGAUCCUUCCUCCUCCGCGGGGCCAACCCUCGUGAAUAAUGACAGUCUGUACCCCACCCUAAGCAGCGACCAGGCCCUACUAGACUUCACCACCCAGACCCAUCGCUGCGUGGUUCAUUUCGCUCAUCCGGAUUUCGCCCGAUGUACGGUGAUGGACGAACAUCUUCAGGCGUUGGCUGCUCGGCACUACGAAGUGCGAUUCGCUCGGGUCGAUGUGCGUCAUACCCCCUUUGUCGUGGAGAAAUUGAGCAUUCGAGUCUUGCCAUGUGUCAUCGGCUUCAAGGAUGGACUGGGUAUUGAGCGUGUGCUCGGGUUUGAGGGUCUGGGGUCUGGCGGCGAGGAUGGGACCGAAGGGUUCAACACCACAACGCUGGAAAAGAGACUUCUACACAAAGGCAUUUUGGCCAAAUCGAAGAUCAAGGCGGAUGACCAGGGCUCAGAUGAUGACAGUGGCAGCGAUGACGAUGGUGGAAAACGAAGGAACAAUCCUAGACGAGGUGCAAUCCGAAGUGGAAACAAGCGGGAUGAUAAUGAUGACGACGAUUGGGAAUAAAGGAAAGGGACUGGGAGAUUUAUUGGCAACAUAAUAAAAAGCAUUUGCAUUUAUUUCCUGGGGGGGUGCCCUUAUUUUGAAUUAUCUCCAUGCCGGACGACCAGGGUCUAAAUAUAAAGAUGAACAUAUGUAAUAAAUAUCUAGUUAUAAUGCUGUAACAUAUGUAAUCAGUGAAGUCUGUCUGUACACAGAAUCUACUGCCACAGUGCAUUGAACAUUUCGACUUUUAGUACAAACCCAAGGUCACAACGGAUCAGGUAUUGUCAUUUGAUAUAGCAUCGAUGGGUAAACACAUGCAGAGAACAUCGUAGAACAAAGUCUUUGAAGUCUCCAACAAAAAGAAAAAAGAAAAAAAAAAAAAAAAA